Stomoxys calcitrans (stable fly) is the source of this 1022-nucleotide messenger RNA. RefSeq names its product electron transfer flavoprotein subunit beta (gene Etfb). Gene Ontology annotation, cellular component: cytosol. The transcript is spliced from 2 exons. Bases 112 to 873 code for a protein of 253 amino acids. Gene Ontology annotation, molecular function: electron transfer activity. The record is from RefSeq and is a predicted model, not a curated record. NCBI's taxonomy places the organism in Eukaryota, Metazoa, Arthropoda, Insecta, Diptera, Muscidae.
GACCUAUUUUCAAUUCUUCACCGUUUUAAAGGUGUUCAGCAGCUAAGUACGUAGUGUUCUUUUGAUUAGAAUUCAAUUAACAUCUUAAACAUAAUAAGCUAGAAAUUUAAAAUGUCUCGGAUUUUAGUUGGCGUGAAGCGAGUUGUUGACUAUGCUGUUAAGGUUCGGGUGAAUCCCGAAAAGACUGGUGUGGUUACCCAGGGAGUGAAGCAUUCUAUGAAUCCUUUUGAUGAAAUAGCCGUUGAAGAAGCCGUUAAAAUGAAAGAAAAGAAAUUGGCGAGCGAAGUUAUAGCAGUUUCCAUUGGUCCCAGUCAAUCACAGGAAGUAAUAAGGACUGCAUUAGCAAUGGGAGCAGAUCGUGGUAUUCAUGUCGAAAUUUCGGGCAAAGAGUACGACUUGUUACAACCAAUUCACGUCUCUAAAAUACUUGCAAAGCUGGCCUUAGAUGAAAAAGCUGACUUAGUCAUUUUGGGUAAACAGGCAAUUGACGACGACUCUAAUCAAACAGCUCAAAUGACGGCAGCUGUGCUCGACUGGCCACAAGCAACAUUUUGCAAUAAAAUAGAGAAAAGUGAUGCUGGUAUAACCAUUAUCCGUGAAAUUGAUGGCGGCCUCGAAACUAUCAAGACAAAGACUCCAGCCGUUCUCAGUGCCGAUUUACGUCUUAAUACUCCACGCUAUGCUACAUUGCCUAACAUUAUGAAAGCGAAGAAGAAGCCAUUGAAAAAAAUUGGAGCAGGUGAUUUGGGAGUCGACACCAAACCUCGAAUUGAUAUAAUAUCUGUGGAAGACCCUCCAGUGCGUCAAGCUGGGGCAGUUGUUCCAGACGUUGACACUUUAGUUGCCAAACUAAAGGAAGGCGGUCAUUGCUAAAAUUGUAAAUGUAAUUUAAGACAAUGUCUGAAAUAAAAAUUUAGGAAAGUGCAUUUAUUAAAAAUAUAUAGAUAAACAAUAACGGAACUGGAUAAUGCCAAGCAAAGUAGUCGAAGACUCAAAAAAUAAAAAUACAUAUACACUAAGAA